Dromiciops gliroides (monito del monte) is the source of this 953-nucleotide messenger RNA. RefSeq names its product mitochondrial ribosomal protein L58 (gene MRPL58). The transcript has 6 exons. Bases 46 to 672 code for a protein of 208 amino acids. Gene Ontology annotation, molecular function: translation release factor activity. The record is from RefSeq and is a predicted model, not a curated record. Gene Ontology annotation, cellular component: mitochondrial large ribosomal subunit. Gene Ontology annotation, biological process: mitochondrial translational termination. Lineage: Eukaryota; Metazoa; Chordata; Mammalia; Microbiotheria; Microbiotheriidae.
UUGUGGAGCGUGAACACCCGCCGGAAGCAACCAGGAGGAGAAAACAUGGCCGCUGCCCGAUGUCUUCUUGGGUUGCCGAGCCCGGCUUGGUUCAGGCUGGCUCUGUUUCAGCCGCCCGGCCUCUGCCUCUGCCGUGCUCUUCACGAGAAGGCCGCCAGCUCUGAGUUCAAGAGCAUCUACAGCCUGGAUAAGCUUUACCCGAACUCCUGCGGCCGGGAGACUGCCUGGAGAGUCCCGGAUGAUGCAAAGCAGGCCAGCACUGACAUUCCUAUAGAUCGCCUACAAAUAUCUUACUCCAAGAGUAGUGGCCCUGGAGGGCAGAAUGUUAAUAAAGUAAAUACUAAGGCUGAAGUCCGGUUCCAUUUAGCAACAGCAGACUGGAUUGCAGAGCCUGUCCAGCAAAAGAUUGCUAUCUUGUUCAAAAAUAAGAUCAGCAAAUCAGGAGAGUUGAUUAUUACCUCUGAUUCCAGUCGCUAUCAGUUUCGAAAUUUGGCAAAUUGUCUCCAGAAAAUUAGAGACAUGAUUGCCCAGGCCAGCCAAACUCCCAAGGAGCCAUCCAAAGAGGACGCUGUGCUUAGAAGGAUCAGGGUAGAAAAUAUGAAUCGUGAAAGGCUAAAACAGAAGAGAAUCCAUUCCACCAUAAAGGCAAGCAGGAAAGUAGAUAUGGACUGAUCUCAGCUUCCAGCUGCCUGAAGCAGACCCCUCCAGCGGUUCUCAAACUGGCUUAACUCAUGACGUAGCAUUGUCCUUUGACACGAGGAAUCAUGGCACAAUGAACUUCUAAGUUGGAAAGACUAUGUAUCACCAGUAUGAGUUCCAUGCAAUUCACAGCAUGCCAGGGAGCAAUUUUGAGAACUUUGUGUCUAGCAACUGCAAUCAGCAGUCCUUUGGAGACACUGAGAGACUGUUCUGGUAUAACAAAUAAAGCAUACCUCUUUGUAUUUAACAAUAAA